ACACUCACAACUAGGGGGAAACUGUGCUCCAUGACGUUACACACCUGACGGUGUGUUGAGAAACAAGAUUCGGUCAUCAGAAUGAAAAAUCUCAUCUUUACAGCUGCUGGACUACUGCUUCUGGUGCCUUCUUUUUGUCAAAGUGGCAUGAAAGAUGACGCCAACUUGGCAAUACCAACUUUACCCAUUAAGACCUUCCGUGGCGCUCCCUUAAAUUCUUUUGAAGCAUUCCCCCAUUCUGCCAUAGAAGGCUGGACAGCAGACACCCUACCUGUAAAAAUUAAGUGCCCUGAAGAAAGUAUUUCAAAUCUCCUUGUGAAUAAUGCCACCUUGGGGUACCUGAGCAGCCCCCUGAGUACCAAGCUGAUACCCGCCGUCUACAUCGUGGUGUUUGUGGUUGGUGUGCCAGCCAACGCCAUGACCCUGUGGAUGCUCUUCUUCAGGACCAGAUCUGUCUGUACAACUAUCUUCUACACCAAUCUGGCCAUUGCAGAUUUUCUUUUGUGUGUCACGUUGCCCUUUAAGAUAGCUUACCAUCUCAACGGGAACAACUGGGUGUUUGGAGAGGUCAUGUGUCGGGCCACCACCGUCAUCUUCUAUGGCAACAUGUACUGCUCCAUUAUGCUCCUCACCUGCAUCAGUGUCGGCCGCUACCUGGCCAUUGUCCAUCCUUUCACUUACCGGGGGCUGCCCCAGCGCACCUAUGCCUUGUCAACAUGUGCAUUGGUGUGGGCGACGGUUUUCUUGUAUAUGCUGCCAUUUGUCAUCCUGAGGCAGGAGUAUUACCUUGUCCAGCCGGAUAUCACCACCUGCCACGAUGUCCACAACACAUGCGAGACCUCGUCUCCCUUCCAACUCUACUACUUCACCUCUUUAGCGCUCUUUGGGUUCUUGAUUCCAUUCGUGGUUAUUAUUUACUGCUACACAGCCAUCAUCCGGACACUCCACGCACACGAUGAUAGGUGGCUGUGGUACGUCAAGGCAAGUCUCCUCGUCCUUGCCAUUUUUACUGUGUGCUUUGCUCCAAGCAACAUUAUACUUAUCAUUCACCAUGCCAGCUACUACUACCACAGUACCGAUGGGUUAUACUUUACCUACCUCAUAGCUUUGUGCCUAGGUAGCCUGAAUAGUUGCUUAGAUCCAUUCCUUUAUUUUCUAAUGUCAAAAAUCACAGAUCACUCCACCGCCUACCUUACAACAGUGAAAUCAUCUUAGAGAACAAAGAAAGCUAUCUGUGAAGACAUUCGUUUUGGGAUGACGCGCAUAGUGCAAGGUGCUGUAUUCUCUAACACUAUUUUUUGGGCUCCUAAGAAAUAGUGCUUCAAAAAUCAAGCAUAACAAGAAUACAACUCAUUGUUUAUUUUUAAACAUUUGAUCAGGAUUUUAAGAAAGUAAUGCAGAAGACAAGAUAUCACUCCUUUCUUUAUGCCAACUGACACAAUCCCAUCCACUUCAGCUCUUUAAAUCUCUGUCUUCCUAACGUUGAGUGGUACUGACAUCCUUGAAUUUUGACAUUCAAGUUGAUCCUUCUAUCUUCUCUGCCUCUCACGCUGGUGACUGCCCCAUCAGCUCACUUUGUCUUUUUUACUGUCCCUCAUCAGGGUCCUUUAUACCAGGCCUACUUUUGUCCCCUCAGUCUCUUUCUUUCUUUUUUUUUUUUUUUUGAGAUGAGAGUCUUACUAUGUUGCCCUUGGUAGAGUGCCAUGGUGUCACAGCUCACAGCAACCUCAAACUCUUGGGUUUAAGUGAUUCUCUUGCCUCAGCCUCCCAAGUAGCUGGGACUACAGACACCCGCCACAACACCCAGCUAUUUUUUUUGUUGUUGUUGUUACAGUUGUCAUUGUUGUUUAGCUAGCCCGGGCUGGGUUCAAACUCACCACCCUCGGUGUAUGUGGCCGGCGCCCUCCUCACUGGGCUAUGGGCACUGCCCCGCUCAGUGUCUUUCCUGCCAGCCUGCCCUCCAGCUCUGGGUCAUGCCAGAUUCAUCUUCUUCAGAUAAUAGUCGGAAUACAUCACUCAGAAACCUCUGCUGACUCUCCACUGCUUCUGCAAUGAAUUGUAAACUUAAGCCUGGCAUUUAGAUCUGCCUUUCUAACCUGACUCCCCAGUAAACUCUGACCGUAAUGUAGGUACCAAACAUACCUGUUGCUUUGCUAUGAUUUUGACUUUUUCUCUCUUCACUCUUUUCUCUGACUGGAAGGCUAGUUCUUAAAAUCUUUGUUUUAAUUCUGGCCAUUUCAAAGUCCUCAAAGGACCAGUCUUCCCUGGGUCUCAGGCCAGCAGUGUCACCUGGCUUAUUUCAAUUCCCAAAGCACUUUCUUAUAUUUUUUAUUAUGGCAGCUAUAUAUAACUCAUUUAUACACAGGUAUUAAUUCCACGAACAAUUAACACUACAUAUAAAGGAAAAGGUGCUCAUCCUCACUGUUCCAUGAGGUUCUUGAAUCCCAGACACAAGGCUCUGCGGGGCUCAGCUUCAUGCUUUACAUAUCAGGUAGUUGAAUGACUUUCACCCUUCAUGUAACUAUACACAUACUAUAAAGAGGCUUCAUGUGCAAAUUAGAAAAAUCCCAAAGCAUCUAAACACCUUGAAAUCCCAUUAAAUUCACGCUGAAAAGGCAAUAUACUCUGUACAACAUGGGAUAACAUCAUUCCUGGUUAGACAAAUAAAAAAAUGAGGAAGCUAAACAAAGAAUAUACACAUAAGGUCAUUUAGAAGUUUAAAAUAAUGCCUCUAC
This is a messenger RNA of Nycticebus coucang (slow loris), 2735 nucleotides long. It is a transcript of the gene F2RL2, whose product is annotated as coagulation factor II thrombin receptor like 2. The transcript has 2 exons. Gene Ontology annotation, biological process: phospholipase C-activating G protein-coupled receptor signaling pathway; positive regulation of Rho protein signal transduction; thrombin-activated receptor signaling pathway. Gene Ontology annotation, cellular component: membrane. The record is from RefSeq and is a predicted model, not a curated record. Lineage: Eukaryota; Metazoa; Chordata; Mammalia; Primates; Lorisidae. Gene Ontology annotation, molecular function: thrombin-activated receptor activity. Bases 82 to 1215 code for a protein of 377 amino acids.